AUGGAAUACACUGGAGGCAGUUCGGUGUUCGGGGAUUUAAGCGCAAAGCCCGUCCCAGAGCUCGGUGAAUAUGUUAUUGCACACCGUAAAGAUAUUCAAAAGGCUGGAGGAAGCGACGAUGAAAUCAACCGGCUGUUGACGGCAAUCAAACUUGCAGCCAAAGUUGUAAACAGAGAAAUCAACAAGGCCGGGCUGACAGACAUUUUGGGUUCAGCGUCGAAUAUUAAUAUUCAAGGGGAGACCCAACAAAAACUGGAUGUGCUUGCUAACGUGAAGUUCAUGCAGGCCUUGAGAAAUCGAGAAGUCGUCUGUGGCAUUUGUUCUGAAGAGGAUGAUGACUUCAUCCCAGUCAAUCCUAAUGCUUCAUAUGUCGUUCUGAUGGACCCUUUGGAUGGCUCAUCGAAUAUUGAUGUUAAUGCUGCUGUUGGUACAAUCUUCUCCGUUUACAAACGUGUCAGCCCUGUCGGAUCUCCCGUCGAGUUGGAAGACUUCUUACAACCAGGGCGGAACCAGAUAGUGGCCGGAUACGUUGUUUAUGGAAGUUCCACCAUCAUGGUCGUGUCGUUCGGAAAGGGUGUUCACGGGUUCACUUUGGAGCCAUCCUUGGGAACCUUCUUCCUCUCCCACCCCAACAUGAAAUUUCCGACUACAGAAAAAAUAUAUAGUGUGAAUCAAGGCAAUUUUUUGAGUUUUCCAGAGGCGUAUCAGAAAUACAUUCAUUGGUGCUCCGAGGAACCCAAUGAACGGCCGUACAGUUUGCGAUACAUCGGGAGUCUCAUCGCAGAUUUCCAUCGAAAUCUUCUGAAGGGUGGAAUAUUCUUGUACCCUCCGACAAUGAAGGACCCCAAUGGAAAGCUGCGUCUUUUAUAUGAGUGCAAUCCGAUUGCAUUUCUAGCUGAACAUGCAGACGGGAAAGCGACGAGCGGCACCACUCCUAUCCUUGAUAUCAAACCCACAAAACUGCAUCAGCGGGGUUCAUACGUCGUUAGAGCCUCUCGGCCUGAAGACUCAGCUGUUACUGUAGAAGGUUAA
This is a messenger RNA of Condylostylus longicornis, 1032 nucleotides long. Its product is annotated as fructose-1,6-bisphosphatase class 1-like. The record is from RefSeq and is a predicted model, not a curated record. The coding region runs from base 1 to 1032 and encodes 343 amino acids. Gene Ontology annotation, cellular component: cytoplasm; cytosol. The transcript is spliced from 9 exons. Lineage: Eukaryota; Metazoa; Arthropoda; Insecta; Diptera; Dolichopodidae. Gene Ontology annotation, biological process: fructose 1,6-bisphosphate metabolic process; sucrose biosynthetic process; fructose metabolic process. Gene Ontology annotation, molecular function: fructose 1,6-bisphosphate 1-phosphatase activity.